Messenger RNA from Brassica napus (rape), 702 nucleotides. RefSeq names its product 60S ribosomal protein L6, mitochondrial-like. Gene Ontology annotation, cellular component: ribosome. The transcript has 2 exons. Gene Ontology annotation, molecular function: rRNA binding; structural constituent of ribosome. NCBI's taxonomy places the organism in Eukaryota, Viridiplantae, Streptophyta, Magnoliopsida, Brassicales, Brassicaceae. Gene Ontology annotation, biological process: translation. Bases 221 to 529 code for a protein of 102 amino acids. The record is from RefSeq and is a predicted model, not a curated record.
CAAAACAGCGUGUCGUUUCUUCACGCCUAAAAAACAUCAACCAUUUUAUCUGCUUCUCAACAAAAUAAAAAGAAGGUUUUAAGGCCGGAGGAGUUGGGGAGUGAUCUGGAUCCGCCGGCGAACAAGUAGCACCGUCGCAAUAUCCUCCUUUCAUUUCGCCGGAAUCAAGACAGGUACUUCUUGUGGCAAGCAUUCUUUGUAGGAAAAAAAAAACGGGAAGAUGGAAGCAAAGUUCUUUCGGUUCUUGAAGAUUGUUGGAGUUGGAUACAAAGCCAGAGCUGAGGAAGCAGGGCGUUUCUUAUACCUCAAACUGGGUUACAGUCACGAAGUUGAACUCGCGGUUCCUCCGGCUGUUCGUGUCUUCUGUUUCAAGAACAAUGUGGUUUGCUGCACUGGAAUCGACAAGGACAGGGUGCAUCAGUUUGCUGCGACAGUUAGGAGUUGCAAACCUCCUGAAGUUUAUAAGGGCAAAGGCAUAAUGUACAUCGACGAAGUCGUCAAGAAGAAGGUUGGAAAGAAGUCGAAAUGAUCUUUCCUUUCCUUUUUCUAUGCUUCUUACCAUUCUCCUUUACGGAGAACUUUGGUGAUAGAUUUGGGAUUUGCUUAUCAGUAAUAAGUUGUACUUGGAUGUAUGAAACAUCAUUUUGUUGUUAAGUCACUUUGAAUCAAACAAGAUUAGAAGAUUUUGUCUUCAAACGUAAA